Bursaphelenchus okinawaensis is the source of this 456-nucleotide messenger RNA. Lineage: Eukaryota; Metazoa; Nematoda; Chromadorea; Rhabditida; Aphelenchoididae. The record is from the annotation of a GenBank genome assembly.
AUGGCUGAAGCUGACAAGAAGGCUAAUGCUGACAAGAAGAAGGCUGACGAAGAUGCCAAGAAGAAGGCCGAAGCUGACAAGAAGGCUGAAGCUGACAAGAAGGCUGAUGCUGACAAGAAGAAGGCUGACGAAGACGCCAAGAAGAAGGCUGAAGCUGACAAGAAGGCUGAAGCUGACAAGAAGAAGGCUGACGAGGAUGCCAAGAAGAAGGCCGAGGCUGACAAGAAGGCUGAAGUUGACAAGAAGAAGGCUGACGAAGAUGCCAAGAAGAAGGCUGAAGCUGACAAGAAGAAGGCUGACGAAGAUGCCAAGAAGAAGGCUGAAGCUGACAAGAAGGCUAAUGCUGACAAGAAGAAGGCUGACGAAGAUGCCAAGAAGAAGGCCGAGGCUGACAAGAAGGCUGAUGCUGACAAGAAGAAGGCUGACGAAGAUGCCAAGAAAAAAGGCCGAGGCUGA